AUGUGCGUCGGCUUCUGGUCCCUCGAGCAUCCCGAGUACGCACUCAUCCUAUGCAGUAAUCGGGAUGAAUUCCUGUCUCGGCCCACCUCGCCUGCCCAUUGGCACGCGUUCGGGCCAAUCAGCGCCGUCGAUAACACCGAAGGGCCCGUCCUCUCAGGUCGAGACCUCCUCGCCGGUGGGACAUGGGCAGGGCUCAAUCGCAGUGGCCGACUUGCUCUGCUCACGAACAUUACGGAAGCACCACGGAAGUAUGCCUCAACCCGCGGAGACCUCACUUCCUCGUUCUUGCUUCCAAAGGACCCGAAGGCGACGCUCGAGGCCGAGAUCGACGAAUUUCUGCUCGAGAACCGCGAUCGCGCCUAUGCGGGGUUCAAUCUGCUCCUCCUGAGCCCCGCGCCUGCGCGCGGCGAUUCCGGCCCAAGUGCGCUCGCGCUCGACGGCGCACUAGCAACGAACUCGGGCGGUGGUGGCCCGAUCACAGCCCGCAUGCUCUCAAAGGAGGAACGCGAGUGCGGCGGGAUGUCGAACGGCGUCGACCAUCACGGCGCGAGCGAGUGGCCCAAGGUCAAGCACGGCAUCCAGACGUUGGCGGCGGUUCUCAAUUCAUUGCCACAAGACGCUACAGAGGCCGAGAUCGUGGAGCGAUUGUUCGCGCUUUUGACCUGGAAAAGCGAGCACGCCCCCGUCGACCGCUCCGAGCUGCGGAACACGAUUAUGGUAGAUCCCCUGCCCAUCGGCGCACGCGAGUCACCAGACACGCCGCCUCCUAAUUAUUACGGCACGCGAUUGUCCACGGUAAUCCUGAUCCGGCGGGACGGAACCGCGUUAUUCAUCGAGCGGGACGUCUGGACUCGCAGCGACGACGGCCGCGUAGCGCGAGGAGAUCCGGGACGCGACCGCGUCUUCCGCUUCCAGAUCGAACGGGACGGGCUCGACGCCUGA
Messenger RNA from Trametes versicolor FP-101664 SS1, 942 nucleotides. RefSeq names its product DUF833-domain-containing protein. Gene Ontology annotation, biological process: Golgi organization; protein secretion. The transcript has 4 exons. Bases 1 to 942 code for a protein of 313 amino acids. Lineage: Eukaryota; Fungi; Basidiomycota; Agaricomycetes; Polyporales; Polyporaceae. The record is from RefSeq and is a predicted model, not a curated record. Gene Ontology annotation, cellular component: Golgi apparatus.